AGCUGGCAACCGGGUACCAAACAGCCCCGUGUCACAUGAGAGGCCGGGCCGGAGUCACAGUGGCCCGGGAUACUAUUCUUAGCAGCAGGAAUGUACACAGUGGCCUCAUGGCGAUCUCCGCAGUGCCUAACUGGAAAGCCUUGUCGUUUCUCGGUGUCAUGCUCCUUUCUUGACUGACUGACCGUUUUCCCUCUGGAUAAUGAUUUAACUCUCUUCCUUGUGUUUGAUCUUCUUUUUUGUUUUGACCAGACUGUCAAGAGAAGCUGGACUUUGUUUAUUGUCUGAGGGCGGAGAAUGGCCAGUAAACCACGAGAAGUUUUCUCCUUCAAAGACUGUGAGCUUCCAUCCCUCCUGCUCGCUCAGCUCAACGUCCUGCGUCAGGAGCGCAUCCUGACGGACGUCCUGCUCUGCACCGAGGAGCUGGAGGUCCCCUGCCACCGGAGCGUCCUGGUGUCCAGCAGUCCCUACUUCCGCGCCAUGUUCUGCAGCAACUUCCUGGAGAGCAGCCAGGCCCGGGUCAACCUGAAGGGGAUUUCCUCAGACGUGCUCGUGGGCAUCGUGGACUACGUCUACACGGGCUGCGUCGCCAUCAACAUGGAGAACGUGCUUCCGCUCAUGCAGGCGGCGUCCAUGCUGCACUACGGCAGGCUCUUUGAGGCCUGUUCCGCCUUCCUCCAGGAGCAGCUGAGCCCGGAGAACUGCCUGAGCAUGAUCCGGCUGUCCGAGAUCCUUCACUGCGAGAGCUUGAGGGAGAAAGCCCGGGAGAUGGCGGUGAGGUGCUUCUCGGACGUGGCUGCGACGGAAGACUUCUGCGAGCUCUCUCUUCCGGAGCUCAUGUGCUACCUGGAGGACGACCGGCUGUGCGCGGAGGAGGAGCAGGUGUUCGAGACCCUCCUGGCGUGGAUCCACCACGACCCCUUCUCGCGGCGCGGCGCCAUCCACGACCUCUUCAAGAAGGUCCGCCUGCGCUACAUCCACCCGACUUACCUCUUCCAGUUCAUCGCCAACGACCCGCUGGUGCAGUCCUCCACCCUCUGCACCGAAAUCAUCGACUCGGUCCGCCGCCUCAUGCUCACCGUCAGCACCAAGUGCAGCCGGGAGCUGAGGCCGCUCUGGACCACGCCCAGGCGCUACACCUGCAGGGAGACGCUGGUGGUCGUCGGAGGACGCAAAAACAACGAGCAGACCUCGAGGGAGGCUUUGCUGUACGACGAGAGGACUCACCGCUGGCAGUGGCUCGCCAAGCUCCCGCUGCGCCUCUACAAAGCGGCGUACGUCUGCAUUCACAGCAUCCUGUAUGUGCUGGGCGGACUCAGCCUCUGCACGUCUGCCAGCGACAACACGGUCAGCGCCACGGUGUACACGCUCUCCCUCAAAACCAACCAGUGGAGGACGGCCGAGCCCAUGCUGGCGCCGCGGUACGCCCACCAGAGCGUGUCCUACCUGCACUUCAUCUUUGUGCUGGGAGGCAUCGGCACGGACAAGCGGAUCUCACAGUCGGUGGAGAGGUACAACAGCAUGUUCAAUCAGUGGGAGGCCAUGGCGCCCAUGCCCACCGCAGCGCUUCAUCCGGCCGUCGCGGCCAGCGACCAGAGGAUCUACGUUUUUGGGGGAGAAGACGCCAUGCAGAACCCCGUCAGGCUGAUUCAGGUCUAUCACAUCUCUCGAAACCUGUGGUCCAGGCUGGAGACCAGAACAGUGAAAAACGUUUGUGCCCCGGCUGCUGUCAUCGAGGAUAAAAUCUACAUCAUAGGAGGGUACACCAGACGCAUGAUUGCCUACGACACGAAGGCCAACAAAUUUGUGAAGUGCGAGAACCUGAAGGAGCGGAGGAUGCACCACAGCGCCACGGUCGUCAACAACAAGCUGUACGUCACUGGCGGACGCGUCCUCAACGGCCACGACGUGAUCGAGGACUCGGACUGCUUCGAGUGCUACGACCCAAAAACGGACGUCUGGACCUCCAGAGGCUCUUUGCCCUACAAGCUGUUUGACCACGGCUCCCUGCCUCUGGUCUGCGUGUCCAACAGACCCAACCCGCCAUGACCCGCCGACCGGCCGGCGUCUCAUCUUUGCAGUGAUUUAUUGGCUUGUGAUUACACCAAUAGGAAAUCAUUUCAGACAAGAGUGUGACACAGCUCCGUCUCGGCGGCGCGUUGGAGCAGGCGGACGUUCGCCUGAAUCGAAGACGUGUCAUUUCUGCGGCGCUCGGGGUCGAACCAGCGACGACUUGGAGGCGGUGGCGCUCGCACAACAAGCAGCUGGUCACGCACACAUGCAGAAAGCUCCUUCUGCAGAUGGCUGCGCUCGCUGGGCCUGACUCGGAGAGUUAAUGCUUUUAUCCCUGAUACACUCACACAGGUUUGCUGCAGUUACUGUUUCUGUAAACAAUCAAACACAUGGGGAAUUUUAUGAAUAUGGCCGCAAGUUAACCCCCUGAGCUCUGCCUGGGUUGGAAAACUGUGAAUGACACAUGGCUGAUGAUUUGCACUUUACAGAUAAUAAAGAAUACAUUCCUACUAGAAGCACAUGUGUUGAUGAGAACAGUUAUGGCAGAACACGAGAA
Molecule: messenger RNA, 2566 nt
Organism: Salarias fasciatus (jewelled blenny)
Lineage: Eukaryota; Metazoa; Chordata; Actinopteri; Blenniiformes; Blenniidae
Gene: klhl38a
Product: kelch-like family member 38a
Exons: 4
Coding region: 295-2046 (583 amino acids)
Molecular function (GO): protein binding
Source: RefSeq, a predicted model, not a curated record